ACCACGGAAGAAGAGCGGACAACCCGGCGGUAGGAUAACCGAUGCAGGGCAAUGGGUCUCCCUGACUCCUGCUGACCUCUCGAGCUGAUUGGCCCGUCCAGCCAUCUGUCAACAUGCAAGGCUUCUACUCCAAGCUCGACUCCUCCCCCUCCUCGUCCCCGCUGCUGGGGGUGGGUCUGGGUGGAGACGGCGCCCCGGUGCCCCUCAGCCUGGCCGUGGAGACGGAGAAAGCUCAGGCCCUCCUGCAGACGUUCAGCUCUGCCUCCCUGCUGGCCUCGGCCGGACUCGGGAUGUUCUGUGUGGCGGCGGACCACGCCCUCCAGCUGUCCGUCAUCCAGCACCACCUGUGGCUGCGCGCCGCCUUGGACAACGCCACGCACGGAUUGGUGGGGCUGUGGUCGUGGGCGGUUGUUAUUGGACUGAGGAAAAAGAGUGACUUGUACGAGGUGCUGCUGGCGGGGCUUCUGGCGUCCAUCAUAGACCUGGACCACUUCUACAUGGCCGGAUCCCUGUCACUGAAGGCUGCCGUCUCCCUCCCCCAGCGUCCUCCCCUCCACUGCUCCUCCCUCAUCCCCGUCAUCUGCCUCACCCUCCGCUUCCUCAUGUGGGUCGGACGCCUCAAAGACGCCUGGUGCUCCCUGCCCUGGAUGCUCUUCAUCUCCAUGGCCACGCACCACGUCCGGGACGCGGUGCGCCACGGCCUGUGGGUGUGUCCGUUCGGCAACACGGCGCCGCUGCCCUACUGGCUGUACGUCAGCACCACGGCCACCCUUCCUCACCUGUGCUCAGUGCUCAUGUACCUGACGGGAACCAGGGAUGUGAUCUCCACUAAGCACGGGGUGGCUAUCGACGUGUAGGCGCCGACGCACCGGAGACGUCCAGAGCUGGUCUGGUGCGGCUCACGUCUCAGUACAGAUGUUCUCAGCUGUUUAAAAUGACAUUAAAAUACUUGAAUUCACUGGAGGAAACAUUUCCACGGCACUCGGAGAGGAAGUGAGCCGAGGGGAAGAAAAUGUUGAAAGGACUCACGGCUCUGCUCAUGAGGGUUUUCAAGGAUGUAAAAUAGAACACAGCCUUUCCAGCAAAGGAACAUUUGAAUAGGAGUGCCAAUCACUGAGUUCUGUUGUUUUUCUGUUGUGUUACCGUGGAUGUGGAUGAGAGUAGCGCUCAUCCAUACCAGUCUAAGUGUGUGGGACCCUUUACAGCUUCGACAUAUCGUUUCAUCCACACGGUCCUGCUCUCUGCUCCGUCGUACACGAGCCCUUAACACGGACUCCAGGACUUCCACCACUAACACAUCCAUCACUUUUACUGUCACUGUCCAGCCUGACCCUGAGAAGAACACGACCAAAGUCCAGCCACAGGUGUACGAUGAGCCCAGCAGUCCGUCCUGCUGCUGUUCUGCUGUGCAUUGACCCGGUUCCUCUGUCAUCAGACUGAAGCCAAAUGCACAUGUAUAGUUUUUGUAAUGUUUUAUAAAAUCACUGUCACAUUCCACAGACAGACAGAUCACGUCGGGGCAGAACCUGAUCUGUGGCUGUCACACCAGCCUCUACAGCAGACUCUCAUCCUGGAGGAGCCUUACUGUCCACUCAGCGGUCACCUGACCCUGUUGCAGCCUGUUUGUUUCAGUGCCAACUUAACCAGUUACCACCACCGACGUGGAUCAGGAUGUGCUGAUAGCUAUGGUUUAGUUGACAUGGCAGUGGCCCGUUGGAUUCAGAACCAUGCUAAACAACACUCCAGUGGAACCCGUCGCUGGGCUGUGUGCACGGAUCAGCCCACCUUUAAGACACUGUGGUAGAGAUACAGUCUACAGAGAAUACAGUCGAGCCAUAUGUUCAGUUGAAGACAUUUAGAUGGACCGGCUGUGGUCCCAUCAUUCUGCUGCAUUCACUGGACAGCACAGCCGACAUGCGGACACGUCCAGGUAGCUCCUCAGAGGUGGAAGCAGGAUUUCCAGAAGGAUGUGGACUUUAAAAUGAUUAUUUAUUAAAAUGAAUUCCUUGCAUUAAUAUUAUCCUCCACGUACAGAAUAUGUAGAGGCAAAGUCAUCACACUGUUGUAGAUGUAGAGUCAGCACACUGUUCCUCAGUAUUAUUUACAGGCUGUCCUAAAACACACACGUUGUCACGUAGAAUGUGGCUUUUAUGAAUGUGAGCACCAGGCUUUCAGAGUGAAGGGAUGGAGGACUCCUCAGGAGGCUUUUAAAGUCUUUAGACUGAUUUUAAUCCAUGUUGAAACGACCAUCCAUCCAUCCAUUUUCU
Molecule: messenger RNA, 2267 nt
Organism: Stegastes partitus (bicolor damselfish)
Lineage: Eukaryota; Metazoa; Chordata; Actinopteri; Pomacentridae
Gene: tmem267
Product: transmembrane protein 267
Exons: 3
Coding region: 114-857 (247 amino acids)
Source: RefSeq, a predicted model, not a curated record